AUGGCACUGCCUCCGCUAUUUCCGUUGGGGAAACGGAAGUCCCGCCCCAAUACCGGAAGUGCAGCGGCCUUACUUCCUCAGAGUCUCUCCAGACGCAGAGUAGAUUGGUUUCCUACCCCGGGUGGGCGCGGACUUGGUUCAGUGCGCGCUCGGGAGCUGUGUCCCGGGAGCGCAGGCCUGCGGGCUGCUCGCGCGGGUUUCCGGGACUGCGGCCGCGUGAGGAGAGCUCCGAUCUGGGUGCCAGGCAAGUGCAAGGCCAUGAACGGCACGGCGAACCCGCUGCUGGACCGUGAGGAGCACUGCCUGCGGCUCGGGGAGAGCUUCGAGAAACGGCCGCGGGCCUCCUUCCACACCAUUCGCUACGACUUUAAGCCAGCAUCGAUAGAUACUUCCUGUGAAGGAGAGCUCCAGGUUGGCAAAGGAGAUGAAGUCACAAUUACACUGCCUCACAUCCCUGGGUCCACUCCGCCAAUGACGGUGUUCAAGGGGAACAAACGGCCUUACCAGAAAGACUGUGUGCUCAUCAUUAACCACGACACUGGGGAGUACGUGCUGGAGAAGCUCAGCAGCAGCAUCCAGGUCAAGAAGACAAGAGCUGAGGGAAGCAGUAAAAUCCAAGCUCGAAUGGAACAGCAGCCCACCCGUCCCCCACAGCCAUCACAGCCACCCCCUCCACCUCCACCCAUGCCGUUCCGAGCCCCAACGAAGCCUCCAGCUGGACCCAAAACUUCUCCCCUGAAGGACAACCCCUCACCUGAGCCCCAGCUGGAUGACAUCAAAAGAGAGCUGAGGGCCGAGGUGGACAUCAUUGAGCAGAUGAGCAGCAGCAGUGGGAGCAGCUCCUCCGACUCAGAGAGCUCCUCCGGAAGUGACGAUGACGACAGCUCCAGCAGCGCCGGUGAGGACAAUGGCCCAGCCUCUCCUCCCCAACCUUCACACCAGCAGCCCUACAACAGCAGGCCCACAGUGGCCAAUGGAACCAGCCGGCCCCAAGGAAGCGCUCAGCUCAUGAACACGCUCAGAAAUGACCUGCAGUUAAGUGAGUCUGGCAGUGACAGUGAUGACUAGCCCCAGGCUGUUGAAAUCUGCUUUCUGGUGCGCAAACGUGCUGCAAGACCCAGCCACUUCUGCCCGGACCGCACGCUCGCACGCCACAGGAGGAUGUGAUCAUUGGCGGUCAGAGCCAUAGGAGUUAAGGCCUGGAAGCACUCAGAUACUCAGUCUUUAACUUGGUGGUGGUGGGUGAUUCUCAUGUAAUUUUUGAACAAUCUCUUGAUUCAGAGUUUAAGUAUAUCUAUAGGAGAACUAA
This is a messenger RNA of Rattus rattus (black rat), 1309 nucleotides long. It is a transcript of the gene Eaf1, whose product is annotated as ELL associated factor 1. The transcript is spliced from 6 exons. The record is from RefSeq and is a predicted model, not a curated record. Bases 1 to 1068 code for a protein of 355 amino acids. Gene Ontology annotation, biological process: positive regulation of DNA-templated transcription; regulation of transcription elongation by RNA polymerase II. Gene Ontology annotation, molecular function: transcription elongation factor activity. Lineage: Eukaryota; Metazoa; Chordata; Mammalia; Rodentia; Muridae. Gene Ontology annotation, cellular component: super elongation complex.